GCGGCGGACUACUUGUCACCACAUACUCGGUCGGUCGGUGGGGAUUUGACGAUGGAUCGACAUCGGCAUACGACUAGAGUGCAAGUGUUCGCGGGGUCGAGAGCGACAAAGAUGAUGUCGUGGGAGGCUCUGUUGGAUACGGGAAGUCCGGCAUCGUUUGUACAAGAAAGGUGGCGUUCAAGCGGUUGUGGCAAAGGGUGCCUCCGCACAUUCGAGACGUCCAUUUCGACUUCAAUGCGAAACUGUGGGAGGCAGAGGACAUUGACAAACUAGGGACGGGGCAGAACACGUGCGCGACCUGGAGAGGUUUUUCGAGCGUAUGGUCAAGUUCAACCUGAAACUGGCACCCAAGAAGACGAACCUGGGGGUGAAGGUGGUGACGUUCUUGGGGCAUCAAGUCACGGCGGAAGGGAUCGGGCCGGACCCGGAAAAGGUCAGACCGCUGCGUGAAGUGCCAAUGCCCACUAAUGUUAGCCAGCUACGAUCGUUGUUGGGGUCUUUGUCGUACUAUCGGAAGUUCCUGAAGAACAUGUCGGCAAAAUUGAAACCGAUCAAUGCAAUGCUGAAAAAGGGAGAGAAGUUUGCGUUCACGGCUGAUCAUGUGGCGGUGGUAAGGAAGAUGAUGGAUAUUCUGUCUGGUCCUACGGUCUUGGCAUUUCCGUGUUAUGAGGGUGCGAUAUCGGGAGAGCGGCCGUUUCGGCUAACCGCUGAUGCGUCGAUUUCGGGCUUGGGAGCCGUAAUUGAGCAAGAGCAACGAGAUGGGAGUAUUAGACCGCUAUGCUUUUUGAGCCGAUCCACAUUCCCGAAUGAAACCAGAUGGAGUCCGACUGAGCUGGAAGCGGGUGCGAUAGUGUGGGCGAUUAAGAAGAAUCGAACACUAUUUUAUGGCAUCCCCUUUGAAGUGUACAGUGACCAUCAACCCUUGCGAAAUUUGGGGAGUUUGGCAGAGAAAAACAAUCGCGUACAGAGGUGGUAUGACUUCCUGUCAGCGUACACGUAUGAACUGAAGUAUCGACCAGGGCGAGAGAAUGCAAAUGCCGAUUUGAUGUCACGGUUGCCAUUGCCUGCGACGAAAGAGGAUGAGGCACCAGAUGUCAGGCUGACUGAUCCGUCUGAUCUUGAUGUUUAUAUGAUAAAUGCGAGCGGGGUGCUACCUUCGCGAUUGGAUCCGGUGUAUACCGAGCGAGAGGCGCUCGCUGGGUCGAACCAUCGCGAUGAUUUCGUGGUGGGGGAAAGUGGCUGUACACCGGCAAGCCUCACUACGGAUGAACUGGCAGACAAGACGUGGGCGCUGAUCCAAAGGGGGAAGGGCGUGUCCAACCCUUUGCCUGAUGGUGCGUGUGUGCCUGAUGACACCCGGUUGGUGGAACCGAGUGGGGAAGUAGUCAGUGACGCUUGUUGGGAUUGGUGGAAAAAUCGCGAGUUUAUGCUAUUUCUCAAGGAGGGGGCAGUGCCUCUGGUGGUGAUGAUGGUAGUAGCAGUAACGCUCGUGGGAGUGGGACUGUUGCUGGUGGUGGGGGUAAAAGUAACGCUCGUGGGAGUGGGACUGUUACUGGUGGCGGGGGUGGCAGUAUUGCUCGUAGUAGCAGGGCUGUUGCGUGUGGAAGGGGUCGAGGAAGAGGGGCUGGUGGUGGUGGUAGGGGAAGGGG
Ectocarpus sp. CCAP 1310/34 is the source of this 1649-nucleotide messenger RNA. The record is from the annotation of a GenBank genome assembly. Lineage: Eukaryota; Phaeophyceae; Ectocarpales; Ectocarpaceae.